AUGGACGAGCUCUGCAUCGAGGGCUGGCUCCACCGGUCCAAGAAGGGCGAUCCCACGCAGCGGGAGCGACGUUACUUCUUCUCGAGCGGCUUUGCCGUCGAAUACUGCAAGACGCCCGACCGGGCCAGCCGCACGGGCAAAUUCGACCUCCGGAUGGUGGAGGAGCUGGAUGAGCCCGAGCCAGGUAUGCUGUUUGUCCGAGUGAAAGGCAAGACACAUCCGCUCCAUGUCUUUCUUCCGAGCCCGAUGGAGGCGCUGCAGCAGGGCGACGGAGCCGACGCCAAGGCGUGGAGGAUGCUGUGGGCGAGCGCGGUGGAUGAGAGUGUCGUCUCACUGGCGCUCGAGUCGGCUCGCGACACCAACCUGGCGGAGCGCUUCACGAUGCUGCGCGAGGAGAAGCGGCAGACGCGUGCGCUCCUCGCCAAGCCCUUUGCAUGGGACACCGUGAGAGGGAGGGGCCGGUCCUUCAUUCUCUCGCCCGCCGACGGCGAGGAGGCGUCGGUGCUGUGCAUCCCACUCGAGGUGCUGGACGCGAACGCGGACAUCGUGGCGCCUGAGACCCCGUCUAGAUCCGAGGCCAAGACCGCCGCCGCUGGCGCAGACAGCGAGUGGUCCUUUGCAGAAGUUCGCUUCGUCACCAUCGGCGCCAAGGAGUUGGCCGACAUGGUGGACUGGCCCGUCGAACAGCAGAGGUACACGCUGCUGCUGCGCGAGGGCACCUCGGGCUUUGAGCCGGACGACAGCACGCCUCAGGGAGGCCUCGCCGGCUAG
Emiliania huxleyi CCMP1516 is the source of this 771-nucleotide messenger RNA. RefSeq lists its product as hypothetical. The transcript has 5 exons. Bases 1 to 771 code for a protein of 256 amino acids. NCBI's taxonomy places the organism in Eukaryota, Haptophyta, Isochrysidales, Noelaerhabdaceae. The record is from RefSeq and is a predicted model, not a curated record.